AUGAGUGCUCAGCCUGAUCAUAUCAACGCAGUGGUUAUAGGACAUGUAGAUAGUGGGAAAUCCACUACUACCGGUCAUCUCAUUUACAAAUGCGGUGGCAUUGACAAACGUGCUAUCGAAAAGUUUGAGAAAGAGGCUGCUGAGAUGGGUAAAGGUUCUUUUAAAUAUGCUUGGGUACUGGAUAAACUGAAAGCAGAACGCGAGCGUGGUAUCACAAUCGAUAUUGCACUGUGGAAGUUCGAAACCAAUAAGUACCAAGUCACAGUUAUUGAUGCGCCUGGCCAUCGUGACUUCAUCAAGAACAUGAUCACAGGAACAAGUCAGGCUGACUGUGCAAUGCUGAUUGUUGCGGCUGGUGUUGGUGAGUUUGAAGCUGGUAUUUCCAAGAAUGGUCAAACAAGAGAACAUGCAUUGUUGGCAUACACGUUGGGUGUCAAGCAGUUGAUUGUCGCAAUUAAUAAAAUGGACUGCACUGAACCACCUUUCUCUGAAGAUCGCUACAAAGAAAUCGUCAAAGAAGUGUCCGGCUACAUUAAAAAAGUCGGGUACAAUCCCGCUGCUGUUCCAUUUGUGCCGAUCUCUGGCUGGCAUGGUGAUAAUAUGGUAGAAAGGAGUACAAACAUGCCUUGGUUUAAGGGUUGGGAAGUUACUAGAGUAAAGGAUGGAAAGAAUGUUACUGACAGUGGCUUCACAUUAAUAGAAGCAAUAGAUAAGAUGAAUCCACCCACAAGAAUGACUGAAAAACCAUUGAGAAUACCACUACAAGAUGUUUACAAGAUUGGUGGCAUUGGUACCGUUCCUGUUGGUCGCGUAGAAACUGGAAUUAUAAAACCUGGUAUGGUCGUCACCUUUGCUCCGCAAAAUUUGUCAACUGAAGUCAAGUCAGUCGAGAUGCACCACGAAGCACUCACCGAAGGUCUCCCUGGAAGCAAUGUUGGAUUCAAUGUGAAGAACGUGCCUGUCAGUGAAAUCCGUCGCGGCAAUGUUGCAGGUGAGAUCAAAAAUGGCUAUUCUCCAGUCCUUGAUUGUCAUACUGCACAUGUUGCCUGCAAAUUUAGUGAAAUAACCGAGAAGCUUGAUCGACGUUCAGGGAAGGUGAUUGAAGAAAAUCCAAAGUUCAUUAAAAAUAGUGACGCUGCGAACGUGAAACUUGUACCGUCCAAACCCAUGUGUGUUGAGACAUUCCAGGAGUACCCACCACUCGGUCGCUUUGCUGUUCGAGAUAUGAAGCAAACAGUAGCUGUCGGUGUCGUUAAAAGUGUCGUCAAGAAAGCUGAUGCGGCUAAAGUUACAAAGUCUGCUGCAAAGGCUACAAAGAAAAAACAUCACCGCACUGGAUGAUUUCCACUCAUGCUAAACUUAUUCAUAACUUUCAUUUUUUCACCAAAUAUAUGGUCGUACAACUUCUGAUAAUGAGAUAAUCAGAGAGAAGAAUUUCUUCCUUUGAAAAUUUAUUUUAACUCAACAUUAGUUUGAUACAGAAAGAUUUUCAUCUUAAAAGGUUAUGUUAUCCUGUCCACUUAAACUUAUGAAUGCUAUUUUGGGAUUAAAAAGCAGUCCCAUAAACGAAAUACUCCUUAUUGCAUUUUGUCUGCUAACUACAUAUGUAGAAUAGAAGAUAUCGCACUUAUGUCUUUAUAAAGUCACUUUUGUGGGUUUCAGAGAAAAUACAUAGCUCGCAAAUCAACAGACAAAGUUCAUGUUCAAAUGAACAACAAGUUCCUAUAAAGACCGGUAGUUAUAAAAAACAUGCAAUUUAACUAUUGUCUGCUGUUUUCACAUAAGUCAGUAGUAUAGACAUGCAUAUGAAGACAUAUGGAGGAUUGAUAUCAACACUAAUUGAUUGUUUAAUCGAUACACUCAUAACCUGUAGUUGUUUAGACAGGACUCUGUAUUAUGUGACUUUCAUCAAUAUGGUUUAGGAAGUUGUUUGAUCACAUGCCAACGAGAGAUUUAAUUUAUUAUGCUAAAUCGCCGGAUUUGGUUGAUGUGGUUUUUAUUAUUAUGAUUACUGGUAACAAUAAUGCGACUUAGAUCUAACAAAUGUCUAGAUAUUUUUUAGAAAUAUCGAAACAAUAGUGUCUAUUAA
Messenger RNA from Schistosoma intercalatum, 2089 nucleotides. The record is from the annotation of a GenBank genome assembly. NCBI's taxonomy places the organism in Eukaryota, Metazoa, Platyhelminthes, Trematoda, Strigeidida, Schistosomatidae.